Messenger RNA from Microdochium trichocladiopsis, 1996 nucleotides. RefSeq lists its product as uncharacterized. The transcript has 3 exons. The record is from RefSeq and is a predicted model, not a curated record. NCBI's taxonomy places the organism in Eukaryota, Fungi, Ascomycota, Sordariomycetes, Xylariales, Microdochiaceae. The coding region runs from base 74 to 1744 and encodes 556 amino acids.
CGACGACGACGACGACGACGACGACGACGACGACAACAACGCGUCCGAUUAACUGCUCGCAAUCUGCAAGGUCAUGGCCCGCCGCUCGAGCACCGGUGCCAUUGUGGCAUUGAUAGCCGUGCUCCUCGGCCUCUGGUGGGCACGAUCAACACAAUCAUCUUCGACAAGCUCCUCACCCACCGCCAAAGACCUGAUCCGCGGCAAAAACAACACAGUCCUCUUUCUGACUACAGAAACACACGGCCUCUGCAAUGUGCACGUGGCCACCGCCUUUGCCCUGGCACAGAGGCACCCAGGAACGUCUGUCAACUACGCCUCGUUCCCGGCCCUGGCCAAGCGGAUCGCGCGCACGUCGGCCCUCGCAGCAGCAAGCCGGACAGAUCCGCAGAUCGAGGACAACGGCUCGCCGCUGAUCACGUUCCACGCCCUCUCAGGGGCCUCAUACCGGGACGUCGUCACGAACUCCACAGCCUACAGUGGCAUGAGCCUGAUCCACGGCCCGGGCCUCGCAGGCGCCGAAGGGCUUUGCCGGGUCAUGGACAUUGGCAUAAACGGGUGGCAGGUCGAUGACCACAUCGCGCAGUAUCACUCUGCUCGCGCCAUCAUGGACGCAGUGGAUCCGUCGAUCGUGGUCGUGGACGUCUUACUAGGCCCAGCGUACGCGGCGGUGCGCGACGCCCGCCGCGCCUACGCUGUGCUCUCGCCCAACACCAUAACUGGGCACACCCCGGCCGUGCAGCCGCUCCAUACAAUGCUUUGGAAGUAUUCGCUAAUCGCGUCCGGCAUCCCGUACCCCAUGAAGACCCCGAAACAACUACUCAUCAACCUCAUCUACACCUACAAGAUGAUUCGCUGCGCAAUCGCCAAAGCAAGCCAAGACGCACAGAAACUCUCCGUCCUGCAGGCCGCCGGGCUCCAGAGCAUUGUGGACGUCACUGCCAUGUACGACCCGGCCGCACCGUUCAUCACGCAGACCCUGCCGGGCGCACACGUCGACCUCCUAGUGGUCCCGGACAACUUCGUCAUGGUCGGACCUGUCAAUCUCGCGGGCGUCGAGGAGCUGCUUCUGGUCAACGACGGGGCGGCCACGCUGCCGCCGCUGCUCGAGUGGGUGCGCCGCGGGCCGACCAUGCUGAUCAACAUGGGCUCCAUGUACGAGUUCCGGGAGCCGGAGCUGCGGGUCAUGGCGGCUGCGAUCGACGUCGUGCUGCGCGAGGUGCCCGGAGUGCAAGUCCUGUGGAAGGCCAAGCUCGCCAAGGAUGUCGUUGGGCCAGAGUCGAGGUACUUCCGCGAUGACGAGGGCCUGCUGGCCAGCUUGUGCCAGGAAGGACAGCAGAACGGCCGGGUCAAGGUUGAGAAGUGGCUCGAGGUGGAGCCACCAACGCUCGUGCUCGAGGAGAAUGUCGUGGCAUAUGUGCAUCAUGGCGGGGCGGGCGCAUUCAACGACGCCCUCGGGGCUGGUAUCCCGCAUGUCGUCCUCCCGAUGUGGGCGGACCUGUACGACUAUGCAACACUGGUCGAGUACCUUGAUAUCGGGCUCUGGGGGUGCCCGGAAACCAGCCCAGUCUGGGAGGUCGAGUGUCUUUCAUCCGCGUUCGUCGAAGUGCUCUCGGGGAGGGGUAAUGAGACCAGCUCGCGUGGUUCGAUCAGGCGGGCUAACGCCGCCAGGUUUGGGGAGCAGGCGAAGAAGCAGGUCGGGAGGGAUGUUGCGGCGCAAGAGAUUGCGCGUUUGGCGUCUUUGUAAGGGAGAAUCUGGUGCAGUGAGGGAUGAUUGCGCGAUGUUACGGACAUGGUUUGUUGUAUAACUUCGGAGCAAAAAGUAUCAACAAUGGGGCAUAUACGGGGAACCUAGACAAGAAAAGAGUGCUAGUAUAGCUACGCAGAUUCUCUCAGGGUGGCCUGAGACCUCGCAGCGAAUAGGUACAACAUAAUUAGCAUCCGAGUGGCUGUAUUCGAACCAAAUCCGCGCGAUGCUAGCAAGGCCACCGAUAAUCCA